Molecule: messenger RNA, 4254 nt
Organism: Closterium sp. Yama58-4
Lineage: Eukaryota; Viridiplantae; Streptophyta; Zygnematophyceae; Desmidiales; Closteriaceae
Source: the annotation of a GenBank genome assembly
AUGGGCUUAUGGCGGGCGACAGCGUUUCUAUGGUGUGCUGCACGCCGCGGAACUCAUGGGUGCAAAUCGAGGCGGCUUACGUGCUCCUGCCGUCAAGGCGACAACGUCGGAGGGGAUUUCCAGUCUGGGUCGGGCGAUAUUUGUAAGUCGUGCGACAAGGCAUGCGACAGCACUGGCAGCAACGCGGGCUGCGACGUGGCGACAUGCGCGACGACGUGCGACAAUUCGUGCGACAAGGCAUGCAACAAGCACGCCCCUUUAGAGGUGAUCGAAAUCGGCCACGGGGAGGCUCGAGUGGGGCAGGUGUAUCCGGUGAAGCCGCUGCUCGCGUUCCUCGUCGUCAGCCCCGACCUCAAGUCCUCCUGGAAGAUCGUGGCCGUCGAUUCGUCGGAUCCGAUGGCUGCGACACUGCAGGAUUCGCGAAGUGGUUACCCGGUUUGGUUGGAGGCGAAGCUGCGCGAAAUCGUGGAGUGGCUGAAAUACUACAAGUGUAACACCGUGUGUAAGUGCAGCCUCCUCUCUGCACGAGCAAGAGAGCAAACGGCCUCCGCUGCUCUCACCAACGCCAUCUCUGAAUUCGCCCGCGUGCCCUUCGCCCAACCUGCCUCCGUGCCUGCCGCCGUUGCUGAUGGUGCUGCUGUUGCCGAGCCUGUGGGCCAGCAGGCUCGGAAGCAACGCCGUCCACGGGACGCAAGGGAUGAAGCAGCUGACGGCAGCAACACGUCAUCAGGUCUGACAGUGGGUGGCGGCGGUGGUGGUGAGAGGAGCGGCAGCACGAGAGGGGUGCUGAAAGCUGUGCUGAAGCUGUUUGGGAAGAGCCGGGGGAAAGACAAGAGAGAGGCACUCUCCGACCUCCCAUACUCAUCCAACAAUCACCACCAUGAGGAGGUUUACACUGACUUCACCGUGCCUCUCUCCGGCAACGCUGACAGCAGCACGGACGUGAUGUCGCGCUUCAAGCGUGCUCUUUCCGACAAAACAGAGCGAUCCCUGCCUCGUUCUGAGGACAACCUUCAUUCAAGCAGCAGCCCGAGUCUUCCCGGCGGCACCACGGACGUGUUAUCUCGCUUCAAGCGUGCUCUCUCCGACAGCGCCGAGCGACCCGGGCACGACUCACGAAACCACGACCCCCAUGCUGCUGCCUCGUCCUAUGCUGCCCCGUUUGAGCGCUCAGCACGCACUGCCCCUCCGCCUCCACAUGCAGAUGCAUAUGGGAAGUCGCCUCAAAAGUCACCCCAAAAUGUGCAGCAGGCGUCUUCUCCUGGCGCCCAGUCUUGUCGGCUUGAGGCGGGCAGUACAUCUGCGCUCAUGCGAAGGCAGCGAGCAAAAGCUGCUGCUGCCCUGGAAUCGGCUGAGAGGUGCAAGCAACCGCCUGCUGUUUCUGCUACUGAUGACUCGGGUGCUGCUGCUGCUGCUGCUGCUGCUGCUGCUGGCUCGGGUAGUGCUGCUGUGGGAGAGCAAUUGCUGCUGCAGCAGCAGGGACUGGAGCAGCAGCAGGAAGAGGUGGGCCAAGAGCCGCUGCUGCAGCUGAAGCUGCCUCUGAAGCUGCAAACGCGGUUGAAGCAGGCAUCACAAGGGCAGAAGUUGCGGCAAGCAGCAGAAGGGCAGGGCCUGAAAGAUAGGUUGCAGCAGGGGUUGCAGCAGGGGGCAGAAGGGGAGGAGGUGUGGCACGGGGGCUAUGAGGCAGUGAGAGCGUCGGCAGCAGCACAGCUGGCGCCCCUCAUUUGCCUCACCCCGCCCUGCCCUUCCCCUGUUGACAGCUCUCCUUCCCCAGUUGAUGCCUCUCAUUCACCCACUAAUGCCUCCCCUUCACCAAUUAACGCCUCCCGUCUCCCAGUUGAGGCCUCCCCAUCCCCAGUUACCACCUCGUUCUGGCCUCUUGGCAGCAAGAAGGCAGAGGAGGAGGGAUGUGCUCAGAUCCACCAUACGGCAGCGGCACGAGACAACUUGGCACGAGAAGAAAAUACGGUAUCAUGGAUAGACCUAAGCUACAACUUUUCGACUCAUCCUGGUGACUCACAGCACUCUGAAAUCGUACGCUCUUAUAUCGAGGAGCUUGUUGCUGGUUGUUCUGAUGGCACGGAGGAUGGCGGUGGUGGGUGUGCUUAUAACGAAGCCCUUGCUGAGUGUGUGUAUGGGGAUGAUCCCUCAUUGAAUGCUCCAAGGGAGAGCACUCUCAGUAUGGAAGAAGGGAGCAUGGGCAUUGGCUGUAGCAGGAGAGCACACAGGAGCAGCAGUGUGGACAGGAGCAUGGGGAGCGGCUAUGGCAGGAGGACAGACAGGAGCAGCAGCGUGGAAAGGAGCAUCCAAGACAUAGGCGGUCACUCUAUCUCUCCUGAAACUCAAAUCGGCAGGCGAUUGCGACACCGCAGAAGCGCCAGUGUCGCAUGUGAAGGCACCUUCGAACGCGCCCUUGAGCCGACCUUUGUCCCGACCCUGCGUCGCCGUGACAGUAUGGGGAGUGUGGGCAGUGUGGGCAGUGCAAGCUUGGUGUGUGAGCGAAUCCUGAGUGUGUGUGAUGUCUCGCCUGUUCCCAUCAUCCUCUCCUCCCACUUGGGGAUUGUGGGGCGGACUCGUCAUCGGUCCGCUUCUGCAGAGAGACUUGAUGUGUACUCUGCAGGCAGCGGUGAUGCAUAUUCAACAGCGGCAGGCGCAGAGGGAGAAGUGGCAGCAGAGGCAUGGUCUGGGACAUCAGUAGCAGUUACGGACUACUCUUCUGUUGUAGCAGGAGCAGCAGCAGCAGCAGCAGCAGGAGGAGCAGCAGGAGCAGCAGCAGGAGGAGCAGCAGGAGCAGCAGCAGGAGGAGCAGCAGGAGCAGCAGCAGCAGGAGCAGCAGGAGCAGCAGCAGCAGGAGCAGGGCGAACGACCACUACUGCUGCCCCCCAGUUGCCAAGGAGACCAGCAGCACCUCGCCUGGGUGCUUCUAGAAGGUUCUACCGCACCUCCAGCUGCCCUGAUGUUGAGAACAUGCCAUCCCCAGCUGUGCCUCAAGCUAUACCAGCAGCAGCAGCAGCAGCAGAAGAAGUAGCAGAAGGAGCAGCAGCAGCUAUAGAAGUGGCAGUAGCAGGAGAAGAAGCAGCAGCAAGAGAAACAGAAGCAGCAGAAGAAGGGGAGGGAGGUGAGGAGGGGCAGGAGUCGCUUGAGUCUCGCUUGAGGCGGUGGCAUGAGAGCAUGGGUGCUUCAUCUGCCUUCUCGCUGCCCCAUGAUUCCACACCCACCAGAGGCCUCUUUCUCCCCGGCCUGCCCCACUGGACCAAGCGGUCGCUCCCUCGCUCGCUGCGCAUCUCCCGCUCGCUGCUCUCCUUCCAAGAGCGCGCGCUGCUGGAGCACCGCCAGGAAACUGCUCUUCUGCAGGGGAUGACUGGCAAAGAAAAGUGGGAAAAUGAUGGAGAAGACGAGCUUUGGAGUGAGAGGAACGAGGAGAGCAACGAGGGGAUUCACGAUGCGAGCAAGGAGGUGAGGAACAAGAGGCGAGCGAGAAGGUGUGAGCGAGCCACCAGCGACGGAGUCUAUUCCGCGUCGAGAGAAUUCUGGCGGCCCCCCUCCACCCCCAAGCCUGUGAAGCAAGCCAAGGUGUGCCUCCCCAGGUACUCCCCCCCUGUGCCGCCCAUUGGGCUGGAGAAGCUGAUGGAGGGCGCAGCAGGGGGAGGCGGGACUGGGGCAGGUGGGACUGGUGGGUUUGCUGGGUUUGGUUUGUUUGGUGGGGGGGGUGGGGGAUGGGGGUUGGGGACGGGGUGGUGGGGUGCUGGAGAGGGCGCGGAAGGGGGAAAGGAGGGGAAGGAGCAGAUGGGAGAAGCGGGGUGGGCUGGGAUUGAAGGGUUGGCGGACGCAGCAUGGGGCAUGGUGUGGGGGGGAGGAGGGGGUGGAGGUGGGGAGGGGGCUAAAGAGGAGGAGCAAGGGGGCUUGGGUGAAGGUGUAGAAGUGGUCACGGGGGAGAAGGUAGAAGGGGGAGACGCAGUAACAGGAAAAGAAAAUGGGAUUACUGAAGGGGAGGAGGAAAACAUGGGAGGAGGCGGCGGUGCUGCUGGCGGUUACCCUAACGUCUGGGCUUUAACCGGGGGGUGGUACUGCGACCCAAAACACUGGCGUCGCAACACCGCGUUCGCUUUGGCCGGUAUCUUUGCCGUCUGCGUUCCGAUCGCGCUGACGUCAGCACGCCUAGAGCAACGACCAAUUGCUCCAAGCCGCGCCAUUCCCUCCCAGAUGUGGUGCUCCAAUUUUCCAGCUGAAUCUAAUCAAGCAGCGGAGGAGUGA